Molecule: messenger RNA, 1699 nt
Organism: Antechinus flavipes (yellow-footed antechinus)
Lineage: Eukaryota; Metazoa; Chordata; Mammalia; Dasyuromorphia; Dasyuridae
Product: lipase member I-like
Exons: 9
Coding region: 1-1353 (450 amino acids)
Biological process (GO): lipid metabolic process
Molecular function (GO): lipase activity; carboxylic ester hydrolase activity
Source: RefSeq, a predicted model, not a curated record
AUGCUGACUGUUUUGAUACUUUGCUUUUCAGGUACAACAAAUGCCUGUCUUGAAUUUACUGAACUGAGUUUAAAGGAUUCUUUUCUUGAUAUAUUUAAGCCAAAAAUAAAAGUCGGGUUGCUGUUGUUCACACGAGAAAGAAUAAACUGUGCUCAGUCUCUUUUUACGAGGGAUUUUACACUUAAUAAUAAGUUCAAUAUCACCAAAAAAACAGUUUGGAUUGUUCAUGGAUAUAGACCAUUAGGCACAAACCCAGCAUGGCUUCACAAAUUUGUGAAUUCUUUGCUGUCUUUAGAAGAUGUGAAUGUAAUUGUAGUUGAUUGGAAUCAGGGUGCUGCAACUUUACUUUAUCAAAGAGCUGUAAAAAGAUGCUGGAAAGUUGCUACAAUAUUGAGAGAAUACAUUAAAAGGAUGAUGAAACUUGGAAUUUCUCUUCAGUCUUUUCAUUUCGUAGGAGUAAGCCUUGGAGCUCAUAUAUCAGGAUAUGUUGGAAGCAUAUUUAAAGGCCGAAUUGGGAGAAUUACUGGUAUUGACCCAGCAGGACCAGGUUUCAAUAAUGCACCAAUAAAAAUGAGAUUAGAUUAUACAGAUGCACAAUUUGUUGAUAUCAUCCAUUCUGAUGCUCAGGGUCUUGGUAUCAGCCACUCUAUUGGACAUUUGGAUUUUUAUCCCAAUGGAGGAAGAAACCAACCUGGCUGCCCCACAUCAAUAUUUGAAGGACUCACUUAUCUAAAAUGUGACCACCAGAGAGCAGUUUUUAUAUUCAUCUCAUCUCUGGCAAGAGUAUGCAAUAUUACUGCAUAUCCUUGCAAUUCAUAUCAAGAAUAUAAAAAUGGUAGAUGUACUAACUGUGAAGACUUUGGGUUAAAUUUAUGCCCUACAACAGGCUAUUAUGCCGACCAUUGGAAAAAUGAUAUAAUUAAAAGGCAUCAUCCUCAGUUAGAAGCUUAUUUUGAUACUUCACCAAAGGAGCCAUUCUGUCUAUAUCAAUAUGCUCUUGAUAUUGGCACUGUGAAUGAAAUUCAGAAGCAAGGUAUUUUUGAAAUUAAGUUAAAAGACAAAUCUGGAACUGUAGAAGCCUCAAAAAUUAAACACGAUAAAAGGACAUUUCCUGCAUAUUCAGAAACUCGUAUUCUUGCUGGAUUUUACAAUGAUUUUAAAGAAAUUUCACAAAUCAUUUUGAAAUACAUUCCACAUUAUGUAUUAUUUAAAUGUCGUAGCUGCCAAUACCAAAUCCACCAUAUCAGGUUAAGUUCACUCUAUUUUCCUGAAAGACCAGAACUCUGUGAAGAAGAAAUUUUGCUAAAAGAAAGUAUUGAAACAGAACUCCAUCCACAUUUUUGUGAUAAAUGAGAAAUGUUGACAAAAUCAUCACCGGUAACUAAUAAUGUAACACUGGACUUUCUUGUGGAGCAAAAAAUUAAGACAUUUGAUAUGUAAUCUGAAGUUUGGAACUGUAUUAUGGAUUUCUUUCUUUCUUUUUUUUUCAGAUAGUAUCAUUAAAUAUAAAACUUCAGUGUUCCUGUGUUAGGGAGGUCAUAAAAACCCAGUGUGGAUGGAACAAAGUACAAAUAGCAUGUACUAGAGAUUUUCUGAAGCUACUUAAAGAGGCUAGUUAGAACAUUUUUUUAUUUUCUCACAAAUUAUUCAUCAUAUUAUUGUUUACCAACUAUAUAUUAAUCAACAUCAUAAUUAAAGC